This is a messenger RNA of Quercus robur (English oak), 405 nucleotides long. RefSeq names its product protein PELPK1-like. The transcript has a single exon. NCBI's taxonomy places the organism in Eukaryota, Viridiplantae, Streptophyta, Magnoliopsida, Fagales, Fagaceae. The record is from RefSeq and is a predicted model, not a curated record. The coding region runs from base 1 to 405 and encodes 134 amino acids.
AUGGCUAGUUGCAAGCAUGUUUUCAUUUUGGCUUUAAUUGUAACAUUGUCUUUGUCAAGCAUUAAUAUGAGUUUGGCUGCUCGUCAACUAUUGCAAACGCCUGCAGCUCCGUCUCUGCCAACAUUGCCUCCAUUGCCCUCAGUGCCAACACUGCCUCAAGCCACAUUGCCACCACUGCCAACUACCACACUGCCACCAUUGCCGUCACUGCCAACUCAACCAACUCUGCCAAAGUCCACGUUGCCACCAUUGCCAAGCACCCAAAUCCCCUCCUUACCAAAUCCAACUUUGCCAACAACUCUUCCUCCUUUGCCUGCCACUCCAUUGCCCACCAUCCCUACAACAAUCCCGUCAAUUCCUACAAUUCCAACAAUUCCCUUCUUCUCCCCACCCCCAUCAAACUGA